Messenger RNA from Alternaria metachromatica, 519 nucleotides. RefSeq lists its product as uncharacterized. The transcript has a single exon. The record is from RefSeq and is a predicted model, not a curated record. NCBI's taxonomy places the organism in Eukaryota, Fungi, Ascomycota, Dothideomycetes, Pleosporales, Pleosporaceae. The coding region runs from base 1 to 519 and encodes 172 amino acids.
AUGCGUAUGAGGCCCUUCUUCAGCAAGAAGUACCGAUGCUGUCAAUGUGGUAGCGGCGGGGAUGUGGCCGACUCUAAGUCAGAGACGUCCGACGAGGAGUCAUGCGAGGAUGACGCUGAUGUGUCUGACGAGGAGCCAGGCGAGAAUGAUUCCGAUGAGUCCGACCAAUACUACGCCCCUCUCUACGUGCUGUACUAUGAUGAUCUUUGGGACCUUAUCCAGGAUUUAUGCGAGGUGUAUUUUGGAAACUACGAGGAGGACUACGAGGACGAGGACGAGGAGUUCGAUGAGACCAGCGAGAGCGACGAGACUGACGAGACCGACGACCCCGACGAGGAUGACCCCGAGAUGACCGGCACUAAGAUCAAGCGAACUGCGCACAACCCGGACCGAGCUGGUAGGUGUCCAAAUCAAUUAUGUAGGCAUAGGUGGUGUCAUAAGUGUCCUAUCAUUCGCGAGGAUUCGUCGGAGAAAGUGCUUGAGAAGGCGAAGAAGGGUAAGAAGAGGCUUCAUAACUGA